AUGCUUACGCUAGACUUCAGGACACUGACGGCACCUUUGGGCAUUUUGAGGAUCCUGGAGGUGAUCUUCACAUGUACCACUUUCAGCUUGGUUGCAUCAGUGGGCCACGGCUUUGGCUCCUUUUGGAUAUGGUGCAUGUUCACAUGGUGCUUCUGCUUCUGUGUCACCAUCCUCAUUUUGGUCUUGGAAUUCACCAGCCUCAGCUCAAAGCUGCCCAUCUCCUGGCGUGAUUUUACAACCGCAUUUGUCAUGCUGGCAACUCUAAUGGUUUUCUCAGCAACGGUGAUCUACUCCACCUUCCACGCCUGUACUACUUGUGGCAGACAGAUUGGUGCCAGCACAGUCUCCUCCCUGACAAUCAUGCUGUAUUCUGUUGAGAUGAAACUGAUUCGUGCCCAAUCUAGUGAAACUAGUGGGUUUCUCUCCACUGUGCCUGGCCAGCUCAAAGUUCUGGAGGCUUUUAUGGCCUGUAUCAUCUUCAUCUGUUUGUAUUUCACUCCCUACUCAUAUUUUUCAGGUCUCAAGUGGUGUGUUGCUGUCUACUCCAUUUGUUUUAUUUUUUCCUUCCUUGUCAUUAUUUUAGCUAUUGUUCGCCUGCCAGGCCGCUUUCCUGAAACUUUUAACAAAGUUCUGAUAGUCUGCAAUGUGCUGGCCGUGUUGAUGUACAUCACAGCUGUCAUCAUCUGGCCUGUCUACUGCUUUCGGAACUUUGCCAGACCAAAUCCUUGCUCUCUGUACUGUUAUUGGAAUUAUCUUGUUGUUGUCUCUGUUCUGUCCUCUUUUAACUUGAGUGCCUACAUCGCGGACACAAUGUAUUCUUUAAAGCCAGCCUUCACCACUCAAACAUAA
Cyprinodon variegatus (sheepshead minnow) is the source of this 849-nucleotide messenger RNA. RefSeq names its product myeloid-associated differentiation marker homolog. Gene Ontology annotation, cellular component: membrane. The record is from RefSeq and is a predicted model, not a curated record. The coding region runs from base 1 to 849 and encodes 282 amino acids. NCBI's taxonomy places the organism in Eukaryota, Metazoa, Chordata, Actinopteri, Cyprinodontiformes, Cyprinodontidae. The transcript has 2 exons.